UGCAACAUCGUAUGGAGAAGACUGUGUCCUUACUGCAGUGCACAUCGCACACGGAUAGUCGUCCGGAUUUUUUCCCCCCUUCGUGGCUUCGUUUGGAUCUAUCUAUCAUUCUCUGCCUGCUAUUGGAAUAUAUCGCAACACUCUGUUCGUCUGAGAAGGAAAUGAUCUGCUUUCUAAUGCAAGAGUGCUAAAUGUUGACCUGAGCUCUGGUAUAUGAGGAACACAACCUACAGAUGGAGUCAAGGGUUCCUCACCACAUUCCUGGAGUCUCCUCCUCCAUCAUGGUGCAGCCUUUGCUGGACAGCCGCGUUCCCUACGGACGGCUCCAGCACCCAUUAACUAUAUACCCCAUUGACCAAAUGAAAUCUUUACAUUUGGAGAAUGACUACAUUGACACCCCUGCUGUGAUCUCACAACAGCCACCAAGCCACAAGGCAAGCACGAGGGGGCAGGAAGUCCUGCUGGGAGCCCCACACCAUCCUCAUCUGUCCCGCUGCGAGGUCCCAGAUGCCACCACGCAUCCCUGGAUUUCAUUCAGCGGGCGGCCCAGCUCCAUCAGCAGCAGCAGCAGCACCUCCUCCGACCAACGGCUGCUGGACCACGCAGCGCCCACUCCCGUUGUGGAUCCCUACACUACUGGCAAUGGCCACGGGAGGACCCUGGGUGCAGAGCCACCCAAGGUGCUGAGCUCCAAGACUCAGAACGUGAAGGCGGUGGCGGCCUUGCCAGUGGAGAAGAAGCACGUGCCAUUGUGCGAGAAGUGCGGCAAAUGCCGAUGCACGGAGUGCACGUUGCCCCGGGCCCUGCCCUCGUGUUGGGUUUGCAACCAGGAGUGCCUGUGCUCAGCACAGAACCUAGUGGACUCUGUCACUUGCAUGUGUCUAGUCAAGGGCGUCUUCUACCACUGCACUGAUGAGGACGAGGAAGGCUCCUGCGCUGACAAGCCGUGCUCCUGCUCGCACUCGAACUGUUGUGCGCGCUGGUCCUUCAUGGCGGCCGUUUCAUUGGUGCUGCCUUGCCUGAUGUGUUACCUGCCCGCCACUGGUUGCGCCAAGCUUUCGCAGAAGUGCUACGACAGCGUCAGCCGUCCAGGCUGCCGCUGCAAAAGCACCCAGGCCUGCAAAGUGGCGGAGGUCAAGGCCUGUCAGCUGGAAAAACAGGCCUCAUGAUGGUGUGCCAGAAGUGGAGAGUACAAAGAGACUUGUGAGCAGGACCCUCUCCAGUAGUGGUGUACUUCCCAAAAUCAUGGUACUUAAGGUUCACGCAUGAUCCUCGCACUCAAGGUAUCCUGCAGUAGCAACGUUUGACCGACAGACGGGCACAAGUCAUUAUUUUACUUGUUUAUAAAGUACUACAGCAAAGGAGAGGCCUGCAUUUGCUUCUCCUAGGGUUCUCCCGAUGGCCGUGGGAUCAAAGUAUGUUGCCGUUUCGCCCCCAACUCGCUGACACAGAAUGCUGCAUUUGAGCAAAAUGUCUGUUCAAAAGAUUCCGAUCUCUUCUCUGAUGUUUAUUUUCUCUUUGGGUGGCUUUGAAAAGUCAAAGCAAAUAUCAGCCAUUCAAGAACACUCUAUACUUUGGCAAUCCCUCUCCGGAUCUGGCGCUGUGGAAAGGUUGCAGCGAAUUCCAAGCUGAUAACACAUGUCACAAUCAAAAUAACCAGACUUCAUCUCUGUGCACAGUGCAUUUACAAGCUUGUUAUAGAGCUUUAUUUCUUCUGUCGUUUGAAAUGCAAACACAGGAGGUCAUUUCGUUUCAUUGAAGGAUUUCCCUAAAAAGACAUUCGGUGACCGCAUGGCAGGAUGUUUUCUAUCUUCUGCGGGGACAGAUUGUUUGUUUUCGAUGGCAAAUGGGUAAAAUAGCUUUCAUGAUUCCCUUUGAAAACAUGCCACAUGAACUUCCAUAACGAUUCUUCCAAAUGUUAGCGGUUCAAUUUGUUGUAGACGACGACCUCAGGGAUCAUCAGUUCAUCUGAAUGGCGUGCAGCAUGUGAAUUCAGCUUGGAACGAGUUGGGCGACUAAAGUUAAGGGAACGGGCAGUGGUCAGAACACAGCAAUUCAGACACCAAGCAUUCAUAAGCUAUGAAGAGAAUCAGGCCAGUAGUUCCGGGAAAAGGAGAAGCUAUAAAGUUAGCGUAUGCUACUCUCUGCCGCUUAUAAACAAAACAUGCCAAUUGUAUCACCGUUAUAACGAGGCGAAAGCACAGUAUUAUGUACAGUAGCAUGUACAAAGUGUUUCACUGUAGUUGGAAAAAUUCCUCUAGUUUACUACGCACCAAACAUAACGUGCCCUAGUAUCGAACUGCUUUCUCCACAUAUAUAUUUUGUUAUAUGUAUAGUAUAGAGAUUUUGCCAAAGGAGUGCACCAUGGAGUUUUCGUUGACUAUUUUUGGAAAACCGUUCGUUUCCAAGUGGGCAUGCAUUGUCGUACUUUAGCCAAUUAGUGCAAAAGUAAGCUCUUAAAAGGUACGGUGCUCUGCUCUCCCAGGAGUCUCGGAGCACGAGGGAAUACCGUCGGCCUGCUCAACACAAACCCACGGUUCACGCGUCGAAGACCUCGCUCGUUUAGUCCCGCAUACGCCGGCAUUUGUACUUGUUGCACAAACCAGAAAAGCAGAAAUACACUACUGUUCUUAGUCUUGAAUGUAUAAGGCUAGGGUUUAAGUCUUUUUGCAAUCUAACCCGUGGAUAGGUGCCAGAGUAGUUCUGAAUGGAGAAGCUUGCGUAGCUACAUAGGGAAGAGUUGCAAAUGUACCAUAGAUCUCGUAGAUUUC
This is a messenger RNA of Labeo rohita (rohu), 2771 nucleotides long. It is a transcript of the gene spry4, whose product is annotated as sprouty homolog 4 (Drosophila). The record is from RefSeq and is a predicted model, not a curated record. Bases 234 to 1169 code for a protein of 311 amino acids. NCBI's taxonomy places the organism in Eukaryota, Metazoa, Chordata, Actinopteri, Cypriniformes, Cyprinidae. The transcript is spliced from 2 exons. Gene Ontology annotation, biological process: negative regulation of fibroblast growth factor receptor signaling pathway; negative regulation of Ras protein signal transduction; animal organ development. Gene Ontology annotation, cellular component: cytosol; membrane.